AUGCUGUCCAAUCUUCAAAUACUUGAAUUAUGUGCAUCUGGAAAAGCUUUAAGAACUCCUUUACGUUUACUUAAUCGUGUUAAACAUUACGCUUAUGGCGAUAUUGAAAAGCUUAAUGAACAAGUGGCGACUCAUUUCAAUACCUGGUCAUUUAUUGUCUUGCUAAAUUUAGACGACCAAAACUCGCAUAUCGAUUUAGACUACCUAAAAGAACAAGGCUGCAAAGAAGUUAUUGCAUCUAAAAUAAAAUCAGCUAUUAUUCAAUUUUUGAGAGCUGAUGCUGCAAAAAGAUUAUCAUUGGGUGAUAUAAUUGGUUCACAGCAUCGGAUGUCGCAAGCUCAUAGUUUUGAACGCCAAAACUUGACAGAUGACCAGGCCGUUCCUUGUCAUGUUCUAAUUAUUCCACUGAAUACAAAUAUCGACAAUUUACUCGAUUUUCAACCGCGUUUCUUACAACAAUGUAAUGAUCUAUGUCCUGAUUAUGAGCCAACAGUUUGUACAAUUUAUGACUAUUUACCUCAAAAUGAAAGUGGUGAAUUUGAUCGAAAUCCAGAUGCAGCUCUUCUUUGUAAUCAUGUGAAACGGCUGUCACUGAUUCGCGUGUAUCUUAUUGGAAAUGAAGCAUAUAUUCGAAAUUCGAUGUGCAAAUAUUUUUUCCAAUGUGAAUCACAUGCUACGAAUCUGGUAGGAUACAAUGAAACAUAUACACUUGUUGAAAACGAACCAAUUGGUGCUAAUAUAAUGAAUGAUUUAAACCGCAUCAUAAAUGUUGAACUACCAGUAACGCGUGUCAUCAAAAAGUUACGUGAAAUCGCAGAUGAUCCUCAUUUUUACGGCGCUCUUGAGUGUUCUAAUGCUAAUCUUGAACGACGGGAAAGGCCUGCGGUUCGUCCAGACACCCCCGAAGGAUAUAGCUCCACAUAUCAUCAAAGCACACAAGCUGAAGCUGGCCCUAAUACUCAACUUGAAGAUGCUAAUGAUGGUGAUAUUGAUGCGAAAAUUUCAAAAUAA
Messenger RNA from Rotaria socialis, 1011 nucleotides. The record is from the annotation of a GenBank genome assembly. Lineage: Eukaryota; Metazoa; Rotifera; Eurotatoria; Philodinida; Philodinidae.